AUGGCUGACACUCAGGCCCAGCAGGCCCCCGAGGUUGACUACACCCUCAACAACCCCGAUACUUUGACCAAGUACAAGACUGCUGCCACUAUCUCGCACAAGGUCCUCGAUGCCGUCGCAGCCCUGUGUGUGGAGGGAGCCAAGAUCGUUGAGAUCUGCCAGAAGGGUGAUGAGCUUCUCGAUGAGGAAAUUGCUAAGGUCUACAAGGGCAAGAAGAUCACCAAGGGCGUCGGUCACCCCACAACUGUCUCUCCCAGCUCCCAUGUGACCCCAUACACUCCGUUGGUUUCCGACGCCCAGGAGGCCGAGACUACCCUGAAGGCCGGUGAAAUCGCCAAGAUUCAGCUCGGUGCCCAGAUCGAUGGCUUCGGAACCAUUGUUUGCGACCAGGUUGUUGUCGGCCAGGACGAAGUGACUGGCCGCGAGGCUGACCUCAUUACCGCGACUCACUACGCCAACGAGCUCCUGCUCCGACUCAUGGUGCCCCCUGGCCUUCUGGCUAGCGGUACCGAGGAAGAGAAGAAGAAGGCUGCCGCCGAGAGGCCCCUCACUCAGGCUCAGAUCUCUCAGCUGAUCGAGAAGGUUGCUAAGGCCUACGACUGCAACGUGGUUGAGAACACCACCAGCUGGCUCUUCGAGCGCAACGAGAUUGAGGCUGAGAAGAAGAUCAUUCUCUCCCCUGGUACCGGUGUGAAGGGUGAGGGUGUCCCCGACGUUGGUGAGGUUUGGGGUGUUGAAAUCGGUCUCUCCCUUGGAUCCGGAAAGGUCAAGACUCUGCCCCUUCGCUCUACCCUGCACCGCCGUACCACUACCACCUACGGCCUUAAGCGUCCCAGCUCGAGACAAACUCUCUCGGAGAUCGUCAAGAAGUUCGGCCAGUUCCCUUUCAGCUUGCGCCAGCUGGAUGAUGAGAAGGCCGCUAAGGUCGGUGUCGUCGAGUGUGUCCGUGGCGGUGUCCUGAGACAGUACGAGCCUGCCGGCGAUGCUGACAAUGCCGCUGUCUCCCGUCUCUUGACUACUAUUGCCAUCACCAAGAACGGUAUCACCAAGCUCACUGCUCCCGCCGCUCCCGAUUUCACCAAGGUUAAGUCCGACAAGAAGAUCGAGGAUGAGGAAAUCCUUAAGAUCCUUGAGCGUCCUCUGUCCAAGUCGACUGGCUCUAAGAAGAACAAGAACAACAAGAAGAAGGCUGCCAAGAAGGCCGACUCUGGCGACAAGGAGUAA
Aspergillus bombycis is the source of this 1224-nucleotide messenger RNA. RefSeq names its product curved DNA-binding protein (42 kDa protein). The record is from RefSeq and is a predicted model, not a curated record. NCBI's taxonomy places the organism in Eukaryota, Fungi, Ascomycota, Eurotiomycetes, Eurotiales, Aspergillaceae. The transcript has 5 exons. The coding region runs from base 1 to 1224 and encodes 407 amino acids.